This is a messenger RNA of Penaeus monodon (black tiger shrimp), 2112 nucleotides long. RefSeq names its product serine/arginine repetitive matrix protein 2-like. Lineage: Eukaryota; Metazoa; Arthropoda; Malacostraca; Decapoda; Penaeidae. The transcript has 6 exons. Bases 1 to 2112 code for a protein of 703 amino acids. The record is from RefSeq and is a predicted model, not a curated record.
AUGGAGUCAGUCAUGAGUGGCCGCAAGGGAGACUGCCCGCUGGUGGCUGCGGCGCAAAAAGUGCGUGGCAAUACAAGCGCUGGGCAGCUUCUGAUCCCCGCGGCCGGAGCCUUUCCCCGGGACUCCCCUCGGGCACUGGCGGCUCCGCUCCGCCUUGGCAUUACGAGGGGAGUGGCCCCAAACAAACCAGCCCGACACUGGCCCCCCCCAACGAGAAUACCAAGCCUCCAAGCGAGACUAGGCACGGUAAACACAGACCGACAAAGCACAGAAGCAGCCACUGGCCCCGCGCACGGCAGGCAACGCAACCAACCAAGGCCCACGCCAGAUCCAUUCCGCCGGCCACCCCCCGAGACGACGCAGAGAGUGCCCCCCAGGGGCAUCCGGCCCCCCCUGCCGACCCCCCCACUCACCCACCCCGCCACAAAUUCCUUCCCCCCGUUCCCUGGCGUUAUCGGCGCGUCACUGUGGUACCUCGGCGCCCCCCCGAGACACGAAGGCCUCCAAUUGGCCCCACUGUGCGAAACCUGCGCGCAAAACUACGAGAAACACUGCGCUUCCCCUCUGACCCUCUUCCCCACAACCCCGUCCCUGGCCCCCCCCUCACCGCACCAAAAAAACCCCCACACAAGCACACAACAACAACUUAGAGGGCAGAAGGGUCGGACACCCAGGAAGGACCGAAAGUGGACAACGAGGUUUUGUAAGCCCCACCACACGGGGCAUGGGGAGGGAAAGAGGGUUCCCGGAGGGCGCAGGGAGGGCCAUCGCUGGCAGGACGGGGGAGCACAGAGGAGCCGGCGAGCCAGACGACACGAUGGAGCCAGGCCGACCCGACGAGAGAGGGACAAGGCCCUCCGUGACGUGGUGGAGGCCCCGUGCGAGACCCUCAGCUCGCGGCCCACUCCCGGGGGCCGCCCCCUCCGGGCGCCCGAGCGCACGUACGCGGGGAACGUCGUCGGGGAGAGGAGCUCCCCAGUGCCGACGAAUGCUAGGCCCGGCUCACAGGCGCGGGGAGGAGUGACACAGUGCGGCACCCGGCAGGCGAGCACGCAGCACCGCAAGGACGGCGGCCCCGAGCGCCGACACGGGGGCCGAGCCCCGAGGCAAGCACGGGGCCGCGAUCUGUCGCAGGCUGGCAACAGAGUUAGGAAGUCCCCCAUGGGGCACCGCCAGCCGGAGUGCCCCGACCCCAGGUCCCCGGCUGCCCCAGGGAGACGCGUGUGGACGCUGGGGGCAGAGCGCGAGGAGCAGGGCACGCCGCGCGACGGCACCGACGGCUGCGCCGGCCCCCCCGCCCCGCUGAUCCCCCCACAAGCGGCCAGCGCGAUGGCACAGAGCGGGGGGAGAAGAGGGAGGAGGUGGGACCGAGGACCCCAGGAGCUCACGCCCCCACACGUCCGAGGGUGCGCGAGGCUGUCUCGCCGCAGACCGAGUGGGCGCGCGACGACGGGCCCGCGCAGCCGCAGCGGCGAGCGGACGCCACGGCAGCGAGCCCGCACGGCAGAGAAGCGGCGGAGACGAGACCCGUCAGGGUACUUGUUCCAAACACCGCACCGGCCUGCUUGCCUACGGCGCAAUGCAAAGAAAACCAGCUGUGGGCACGCCGCGCCCUACUUGGGGGUCCACGCCCUGUAUAAGCUGGACGGGGCCCGUGACACCUUGAACAGCUUCCUGACCCCACGCCGCCUCUCUACCCCAACCGGCACGACUGAGAGAACGAGUGAAGUUACGGAGCGAAGAGAGAGCAGAGCGGCUAGCCCCCCCACCCCCGUCACACCGCCGGGCAAGCCGAAGAACAGCGUGGGGCCGCCCCGAGCCGCCAGGCCGCGCGUACGAGUAGACAAGCCCAUCGGCUCCGCAGAGGUGAGGGGGCGCGCGCGCGAGUGCCAGAGCGUAGAAUGGGCGGCCACGCGAGCAGGCAGGGGGGGCUUCGCCCGCCGCACAGACCCGGGCGUGGGUUGGGGGCCAGGCGCAGGAGCGACGCCAGUGUCCCCGCCCCACGCGCCCAUGAGGCUAGCCCGUGGGUGCCGAGGGCCGAAGUGGCGAGAGAGAAGGGCCGUGCCACGCUAUGUUACUCUGGCGGCGGCCCAGCCGCCCUCUUCCUCUUAG